Coregonus clupeaformis (lake whitefish) is the source of this 1394-nucleotide messenger RNA. It is a transcript of the gene tmem220, whose product is annotated as transmembrane protein 220. The record is from RefSeq and is a predicted model, not a curated record. NCBI's taxonomy places the organism in Eukaryota, Metazoa, Chordata, Actinopteri, Salmoniformes, Salmonidae.
AGGCUCAGAUUUCCAUACCGCAAGUUUUAACCUAAAGCACUAGGGGGAAGACAAAUAUCUGACCGUGUAUCAGUGGGUUGGGGCGAUUUCUAGCCUAAUUGUAUUAGGCUAUAAAUGACCAUACAGUAAACAGUAAUAUGUCAGAUUAAAAUCAGUUUAAGUAGUGUGUAAUACUGUCCAUAGUUUAUUUUAUUUUAAAGUAGCCAAAUUAGUAUUUAAUGUCACAGUAACACAUAGGUAGCUUGCAAUCGUUUUCCCUAUUCAUCUAUAUUCAGAAAGCAGUCUUCAGAAAGAAAGGAAGAAAACAACGAGUCUUGUCGAUUUCGCAAUCGGGCCUAUAAAUGUUCACUUGUCGAAACUUCAUAUCCCAAACCUCACACUAAAAAUUAACGGUAAAGGAUUCAACGCAGAGUUUAUGGUUCAACGUCAAUGAGGAAAGUUUGCUGUUGAACUGCUGAUUACGAGAAACUGGUUCUGUAAUUAUAGACCGUGACAAUGGACGAACCUAGUGAAAUUGAGUACACAAAAACAAACUUUUCUCUGAUAAUUUGGAGAGUUUGCAAUGUAUGCAUGUCAUUGUUCUUUGCUCUAGCAAGUUAUGUGCAGAUUAACGAUCCGGAUGCAGUAUUAUGGAUGGUUGCCUAUGCUAUUCCAGCAAAUCUGUGUUUAUUGGUUGGCAUUAAACCACAUGUAACAGAGACAGUACUUUGGAGGAGAAUUGCUCAACUUCAUGUGCUUAUUUCGACUGCUGGUUUCAUGAUGGGAUGGACUCUGUAUAAAGAGGGCAUCACAAAUAUCUUCCAGCAAGAGGAGGGAAGGGAAUUCUCUGGUCUCAUGUUGAUACUUGUCUGGCUUCUCCUGUGUCAACACUCUGGAAGUUCUAUUGGGGCUUUCAGACUGUCUGCUGCUGUUGCCAUCACAAUCUUCCCCUUUGGCUGGCUGUACUACUACAUUAACAAGGAGCUGAGGACCAGCUGGCCCUCGCAUUGUAAAACUGCACUGUAGAUAUCCAUUCAUUAAGAUAGUCCAGUGACGAGUGAGCAACAUCUCAUGCGUGAUGGAUCAUUUACAAGAGGAUAUGACCUAGCUACAGAGGCUUCUACAGUAUGGAAUACUACUAAUGUGUACAUUUGUAAAUAAAAAGCCAAUGACGGCAGUCAGUGAAAUCAUGGAUGCAUUGUUUAAAAAGACACGUAUGGUUUAGCAGCAGUGUUUUUGACAUCCAAAUAAGUGACGAAAUGUCAUCAAUUAUAAUAUAUAUUGUAUAUGAUUGACAAAUUUUUCUUUUUUACUGGAAUCAUAUGUUUCUCUUUCUGACCAUUUUGUUGUUGUAGGCAACCCAUUGCACUUGUGGUGAUAUCUGGUGGAAUCACAGUAAAAUAAAGCAAUUUAAU